This is a messenger RNA of Acipenser ruthenus (sterlet), 4231 nucleotides long. RefSeq names its product forkhead box protein I3-like. The record is from RefSeq and is a predicted model, not a curated record. Gene Ontology annotation, molecular function: DNA-binding transcription factor activity, RNA polymerase II-specific; RNA polymerase II cis-regulatory region sequence-specific DNA binding. Lineage: Eukaryota; Metazoa; Chordata; Actinopteri; Acipenseriformes; Acipenseridae. The coding region runs from base 558 to 1868 and encodes 436 amino acids. Gene Ontology annotation, biological process: anatomical structure morphogenesis; regulation of transcription by RNA polymerase II; cell differentiation. The transcript has a single exon.
UAAUCUCACAAAAGAAUCACCCAAAAACAUUAGAAACCUUCCAUCAGAUUACAUGCUGUUGCAGUGUGAGCAGCUUCUAGCGUCAAGGGUGGACGUGAUAUUUCAAACAUCAGAUCACUGCGUUUAUGUAUUGGGUGCCCGGAAAUUUUUCCAAAUAAACACAGCUUGAUUCAACUUGGGUGGGCAGACUUAUCAACAGACUAAUUCUAUAAACAAAUGAAGCAACAACCAAGCACACCAUUGGCUGGUACUGAGGAGACACGUGGAGAACGCUAGGAUUUUCGCAAUGAAAUUGUAAUUAAUGUGGGUGGGCUGAGAAUACAACGACUGUUUAUCAUAGACAAUUUAUUUUCCAGUGCUAAGUCAACAUAAAAUAGCAAACUUUCAACAAUUAUUUAACAUUUUAAAGCUCAUGAGGCAGGGACACAGCGGGAACAAGCUUGAAAAGCAGUGUGCACAGUCAGAGCUCUGGCUCGUUCCUGUGUUUUGUGCUGGACUGUGUUUCAUCUCCUUUUAUUUGAGCUUCAUUCUGAAAAGGUGGAUUUAACAAACCAGCUAUGAGCCACAUAUACAACAGUCGUGUGCAGCAACUUGGAGGCCAGCGUUCUGCUUUGAACUUAACCAAUUCUUCUAUGCUAUACGUGUAUGGAGGAGAGAGCGGCAUGUUGCCUGCUUUGGGCUUUACAUCAGGUAAUAUGGUGACGAGGCAGGAGCCACUUCAAAAGCCACCCUACAGCUACAUUGCUCUCAUCGCCAUGGCAAUCAAGAACGCGUCAGACCAAAAGGUUACCCUCAACGGCAUUUACCAGUUCAUCAUGGAACGUUUUCCUUUUUACCAUGACAACAAGCAAGGCUGGCAAAACUCAAUUCGGCACAACCUCUCUCUCAAUGAUUGUUUCAUUAAGGUACCCAGAGACAAGGGCCGCCCGGGCAAAGGGAGUUACUGGACCCUCGACACAAAAUGCCUGGAUAUGUUUGAAAAUGGGAACUACAGGCGUAGAAAACGAAAACCCAAAGCUCAUGGUUCUCUAGAGUCCACGGUUACCAAAAGGAGCAAAGUGAUAGGCGGGGAGGCAUCUGGCCCUGGUUCUCUUGGACAUGACUGUGAAAUCACAGCAGGAGGCCAGUUAUUUGGUGUUCCAGCAGUGACUGUCGGUACCUCGGGCACCAUUGAAGGACAACAACAGAAACCACACACCGACUCCAAAUGCAUGAUGAUUUUGUCAAAUGGGGAUCGCGCUAUAAAUAGGCUUUUGCAUUGUGCCAAGGUGCAGUACUCUUCAGCUGACCCGAAUUCUAACCCUGUAACCCAGGAUAAUACCUGGCCCAAAACCCCACCAUUCCCUCCUGUUACCAUUUCAGUGCCAUUAUUUCAAUCAAAGGAAAAUGCUUCAACCAAAGAGGAGAAGCCGAUAAGUCUUUCCAAAAAGGACGAUUCUAUAAAUAACUUGGCAACCGAGGACAGGACGUGCAGAGGGGCGGAUGAAAUCGCACAGACAUCUGCUACCCAGCAAACGCCUAACCCUGCUUCACGCUCGCCCAUUCAAAUGGCUACUGCAGGACAAACCAGUCAGAAAGGAAGGCCAGCAGUACCGACCAAAAGUACCGAUAGAUCAACAGGCUUUAGUAUAGAUAGUAUUCUGUCCAACAAAAGUAUUACUAAAGGCAAAGUUCGUGUAUCAACUAUAGGUUUAGACAGCCUACCUAGCAAAUAUGUUGGUGAUCUCACGGGAGGUACAUCAGAUUUCAUGAAUACCGCGUUAAUGUUUAAUGCACAACAAGUACCUGGUCGUUUUUAUCACAUUGGGUUUCCGUUGUAUCCUUACUUGCCUUUAACUUGCUCAGAACAAUUACUUAACUUUCACUAGACAUAAAUCUCUGGGAAAGCACAUAGUAUUGAAAUACAUUUUCAAUGUUCCUUGUAUUAUUAUUAUUAUUAUUAUUAUUAUUAUUAUUAUUAUUAUUAUUAUUAUAGCCAUAUGUAUCUAUUUCAUAUAAUUAAUCUAGAAUGCAUUUUAGCAGUGUAUUUCAAAAAUAUGUAAAGCUCGCUUUGGAAACAGUAAAACGUAAUUUUAAUGACCUGAAAUCUGCAACAGAGAAUAUAUUGUAACUGUGCAUAUAUAAAUGCUGCUUUAUUGCGUCAUUAUUGUCAGUAAAAUGUAUUGCUUGGUUAUCAUGCUAUACUAUUGCUCCUUAAAACCAUUUUUUGCAUUGGAGGCAUCAAACUAAAUAGUCUUAAACCGCUUGCUUAAAUUUAUUGUAAUGCAUGUCAACACAUCUGUACAUUUGUAUAUUCUUACUGUAUGAGAUAGAUUCCAGCUGUUAUGCGAGUCACAUUUUUUGUUUAUACAAUAGGUUUAAGAUGGAUUAUAUAGCCUACCGUUUGCUUUGUGUAUCGAAACUGCUCUAAACUGUGCACAAUCUAUAAUUAGAUUUUAUUAAGCACUUAAUUAUAAAAUAAUCGGUAUUAGUGGAUUUGUCUAUAAUGUCGUGUUAUAUAUAUUCAUUCAGUCAUUUUAUACCAAUACCUUCACUGCAAUCUGUUAUUCGAAAUGUAUGUUAAUAAUAACGAUUGCUACGCUAACAUGGUUGUAUUGUUUUUCUUAAGCAUCUAAUAAAAUAUUUUGGUUAAGAAAAUGUGUUUUUAGUAUGUUUGCUGUAUGUGUAAAAAAAAACUUUGUCCAUUUCUACAAGAAUUAUAAUAAACCAAAAAAAAAAAAAAAAAAAAGAAAUCUGGUUAUUUUUACAUACACAGCACCCUCGUUUGAACAUAAGCAAUGGAAGUUCCAAAACAUCCUUUCUAAACAUGCACUGAAAGUGACCGAGGACCUUUUUUCAAUGCAGACAUGAAUUUAAACAAAGAAUCGAUUCAUACAUUUCAGUUUCCCACAGAACCCCAGCCCAAGUUCCUAUGAAAUGAUUCCUUCACUUUCAAGGUAAUAUUUUCGCCACAAGAUCACCCAAUACGUGACCUGCAUUUUAAACCGUCAUCGUACAUGUGGGGAACUAUAGGCUACAGUACUUAUUUUUUAUUAACUAGCAAUGUAAAGCAAUUGUCAUUUAAAAUGACACCUUUAAAGUAAUAACGAUUAAUUACAGCUCCCAUAUAUAUAAAAAAUGCUAUAGUGCAAAAACUUUUUUUAUGGCAGUGUCGAUAGACAGAUUAACCUAAUCACAAUCAGCUUUAGUAGGGCUAUGUGUUAUUUAUUUAUUACAACUCAGGGAAACUAAUAUUGUAUAAACAGAUAGACUGGUAUAUGUACAGAUGAAACACUGUUCUUGACGCCUAAUUUUACUUGCUUGGGGUUAAAAAGGAUCACCUCUGGGGUGGAAAAAUAAAUUACAUGAAAGCCAAAAAAAAAUAAAUAAAAAAUAAAAAAACUACAACUUGAUGUCAUGAAUACUGCAGUCCUACUAAACAACAAACACAAUUAAUAAAACAUUCCAGUCGACUGACAAAAACGUUAUUGUUCUUAUGUGUUUCUUGCCAUCAAAUAUCUGAUUUAAAAUGAACUCAAAUAUAUUAAUUAAAACUUUUGAUCAGAUUAAACUUUGAAUUAUUAACGAGUAACGAGUUGCUGAUAUAUGGUAUUCCCAUAUCCGUAGCUGUUUGGUAACAUAUGCUAUAUGGGGACUAAUGUAAAAGGUUUUAAUAAAUCGUGUGAAGUGCAUUUCGAAACAGCCCAACUGGGUCCUGCAGGCGAUGCUACAAGAAUGUGGAACCUGUCCAAUAACACAGUCCUAUAAAAAUAAUCUAAAACCAGUUGUAUGGGAAGGGUUUCAAACUCACAUCAACUACAUUUAACCAUUUACGAAAACUACUUUAUUCACGUGUUACAAUUGACCCCAUAACCAUUAGAUGAACUAUAUUUGGGCACAUGAAUCUUGCCCUGAAGGAAACAAAAUGUUCAUAUAUCACAAUUGUGACUCAGAGCGACAUAUUCUUGCUUGAUAAGGACUAUAAUUGUAUGGAUGUUAAAAAGUUUUAAAAGUAGGACAAAAAAAAUGCCUUAUGUGAACAUUUUGAUUUUUCAAUAAAGAUAUUCAGUUUUUUAGUUAAAUACAAACAUAUUUCCUUCAUGUGAAAAUUGAUCUCAUUCAAUAAAACAUUUAAUUCUUGUGUUAAAUUAAAUGUGUUGUUGUUUAUUUAAUUAUUCUUCACAGAAUGUUACAUCUGACCCCACCACCUGUUACAACUGACCCUGGAUAUGGGGUCAAUUGUAACAUCGGA